CUGUGUAGUCAGGUAUUUGUAUUUUAAUUUAAUACUUCCCUGGUACGUAUUUUUUUUCUCGAAAUUUGAUAUAUUUGCGCAUGUGAUUUCAUGCUUGAAAAGGACUGCACAAUACUAUCUACUGAAAUAGUAUAUAUAUUAUAUUUUUGACAAAGAGAUUAGUUUCAAGUUACAGAAGUUGGAAAUACAUUCGUUAAAACCGACCAAUACAGCGGAGAUAUAGAUCACAAAGCUGCGAACAAUGAGAAAAUAAAAAUGGCCGAGGAUACUGCAAAAGACAAGACGAAAAUUCAGCUAUUUAAUCUAUUGGGAUCUGUACCAACGACAGAAAGUGUGGCUUCGGAAGCUAGUGAUCUUCAUAAAGCUGCUGUUACCGGCGACAAGGAAUUGUUAAAACAGAAUCUUUCUUCCAAACAAUGCGAUGUUAACUUUCGGGAUGAAUGGGAUCAAACAGCCAUAUAUAUAGCAGCAGAGAAGAGCCAUAGUGAAAUAGUUUCUGUCCUUAUUUCGCAUGGAGCUAAAAUAAACGCAGACGGUGAAGAUUCUUUCAAAGAUACCAAUCCGAUGCAUUGCGUUUGUGAUGUACCUACUGCCGAAAUUCUUCUUAAAGCUGGCGGAGAUGUUAAUGCAAGAGACUCGAAAGGCAAUUCGCCAUUACACAGAGCAGUUAUGAGGGAAGACAUAUUGAUCAUAUCGCUGUUAUUAGAACAUGGUGCAGAUGUUACUAUAAAGAAUAACGAAGGAUGGUUUGCUUUGCAUACCUGCUGCAACUCAUCGGGUAGCGAUACCAUGGUAACAGCUAUGAAAUCUUUAAUUUCGCACGGAAGUGAUGUUAAUUCUACAGAUCAUUUUGGAAUGACACAGCUUCACCACCUAGCUAAAUGGUUGGCGUCAAAAUUAGCAGUUAAAACUCUUGUAUCAGAAGGGGCGGACUUAUGUAUUAGGGACUAUUGUGGAAAUUGCCCCGUUCAUUACUUUCGUUCAUAUUUUAAAGACGAAGAAAAAAGUUUUAUAGAGACGUUGAAAGAGUUUUUUCCGUCACACAAAACGACAAAUGUGGCUGACAUGAAGGGGCAGACCCCACUUCACUUAAAUACAGACACAUCUGCUAAUGUUGUGGCAAACUUAAUCAAGUGGGGCUGUAAGGUAACGGCACGAGAUAAUCAGGGGAAAACUGCUCUACAUGUUGCAGCAGGACUGAAGAACAGCAGUUUAGAAAUCGUAGACAAUCUGUUCAAAAAUGGUGGAAACGCAAAUGAGCAUGACGACUGGGGGAGAAUGCCGUUACACGAGGCAGUGAAAGCAGGCAAUGAUGGAGUUGUCAGGUUAUUAAUCUCAUAUAAUGCUGAUGUAAAUGCACGAGAUACUCAUGGUUGCUGUCCUCUUCACGAAUCUGCUCUAAAAGAUGAUGUUCAAAUUGUAGAGAUGCUUAUACAGAGCGGCGCUAGUGUAAAUAAUGUGGAUAAAACCCUUUCUUCUCCUCUUCACUUUGCUGCAUGGGGGAAUUGUGAAAAUUCGGCGAAACUUUUGCUGAAGCAUGGCGCCAAUCCAGAGUUGACAGAUAAACUCGACGAGACACCUUUGGAAGUCGCAAAAUUUAGGAGAGCUGAGAUCGUUGCUCGCGUCCUUUCUGAUAACACAGGGAAAAGCAAUACAUACACCGUAGAUGAGCUUAUUGAAAACCUUUGUGAAUUAUCUAAUUGCGGUGGCAAAUUCCUUACCUCCGACACCGUUUUACGAAUGAUUGAAAAUAAAGAGAUAAAGAGAAAAGGACAGCUUGAUCUCCAGUCUUACCUUAAAAAUAUCCUAAAAUCUCCUGAAAUUGGUCGAGGAUUUGAUGACGACGAAGCGGAAGAAAUUCAACUAGAAAUGGAAGAGUUAAUGCAGACUUUGGCAGAAAUGAUCGGAAAGGAAGACUGGAGAUUUCGUUGUAAACUUCUUCAUGCAGGAAGCACAUCGGAAGGCACCAAAACGCGAUGUCCAGAUGAGUUUGAUUACAUAUUUGCUUUGGAAGAGUUUAGUAAAUAUUGUUGGCCUGUCUUUUCAGAGCUGGACAGUAAACUCCAGUCCGAACUUUGUAUACCAGCAUAUUACCCAAGCAGAACAGGGAGAACAGAUGCCAGACCCGAUUGCGUUGAACGACAAAUGUCUGUGUCCUUGUCAGAUUAUGCGGCCAUGACAAUAAACAGUACACCAGAAGCAGAAGACUUUGUCAGGUUUGCUGGAGCAACAACAAUGCCAGUUUACAAAAUGUAUGAUGGAUUUUCGCAACUUCUCAAAAAAAUCGUCUUUAGCAAGGAUUUUCCAAAACAUCCGGAGCUGAGGAUCAUGGAGACGACCAUUAAUCCAGCAAUGAAGCUCUGCUGGAGAGGAUGUAGGUACAAGGAUUUGGAAAUAAGUGUUGACGUAGUACCAGCUAUAACCCUGUUAAAGUGGCCGGAACAAUUUAAUAUAGAAAAAAUGAUUUUAACACAAGAUAUUCUGCGUUUACCUAGCCUUGUUGUGCCAAAAAAUGACUGCAGGACAAGAUGAUCUGUGGAGAUGCUCCCUCGCUCCUGAGGAAACGGCUAUAUUCAGAGGUUACAAUGAAGGUACGGUUGCAUACAGAAUGGAACAUGACAGUCUGUCUUCAGAAGAAGACAUUGAAGUUUACGAGUAUCCAGAGUCCAUAGUGCCAUCUUACAUGCUGAAAAUGAUGUUCUUUGCUGCCAUUGAAUCAAAAGCUAGAACGUCAGGGUUAGAUAGUGUGUAUAUUGACCUUACUAAAACGUCAAGCAUACCCGACAUUGAAAAGGGAGAAGACAGCAAAGAAACUGUUUAUGGACCAGCUGAAAAGAUGUAUGUAGCAGAAAAAUGCUAUGACUUGGACGUACCCCUUGUACUUGAUGUUUUUAGGCGAUGCGAGGAAUGCAUUGAAAAUGAAUUUAUACCGUCAUUUUUCAAUCCUAAGCAUAAUGUUUUAGGUGCAAGUGUAAUGGAGCGCGGUUUAGAAAAAGUUGCAUUAUUUGUUAAAUUUAUUCGGGGAUUGUUAGAACAGCGAUCCUGAACAAACUGUAAACUGUUCCUGUAGUUGUAAUGGCACAAAUUACUUUAACACCUAUGAAAAAUUAGCUCAGAAUCUGUGUAAUGUUAAUAAUGGAGUGGAUCUUGCUUGUUGGUAGCACGCCACAAACACUGCUAUAAAAAUACUUUGUAAAGGUAUAUCUCUGUAAAAAUCUGUCUACUAGUCUUCCUCGCUAUUCGAGUUUCCAAAUCCAUAUAUAUUUUAUGUAUAUAUCUUUCAAAUUAUUCAAAUAUCAAAUGCUUACAUAUUCAGAAAUAAUGCAUUAAUUAACUGUGCAGCAACUAUUGGAGCAUGAUAUUUCGAAAAUGGUGCAUAUUUGUCAGUGCAAAUCUAAUAAUAUUUUUAUCAGAUGCUUAUCUUCUAUUCCGAAUUUUUCAUAUUCAGGAUAUAUGGGAUACAUUUUUAGUAGGAAGUAAGUAAAGAACUCUAAAACUAUAUUGAUCAUUGGUCAAACUGUUUUUACAGAAUUUAUGGUCAUCAAUUGGUUGUGGUCAACUGAUGUGUCCAUAUUAAAAAUUUCAAAUCUGUUUAAAAAUAUUGAUAAAUUAAAGGUUUCUCAUACCCUGAAUGUUAAAAGCAUUUUGAAAUCAUAAGAUUUUUUUUCUCUUUCUUAAAAAAAAGCAAGCAAAAUAUUGCAUGCAGUUUUAUAAUACAAUGAAAAUAAACUUAAUUUACUAUAUUUAGAGGCUUUCAGUGUUUAGGCUAUUUAACAAAUAAUCAAGGCUUUCGAGCAAGUUAUCGUCUAAUUUACCUCGGUUCAGAGUUCAAAUGCGUCGGAAAUGAACCACGACGGCGUUAGCCCGAGUGGUUGGAUACUGAAGCAUCAGAACGAUGAAGCUUGGUAAAUUAGACGAUAAAUCACAAGAAGGCCUUGACUGUUUUCAUUCUGACAUGCUCAUUGACAUAUCUUAAUAAAUAUUAUACUGGACUUCAUUUACCCGAGGAGUAAUUAUCGGACGACAAGUGACAAUUUGACGUCAUAAUGCUCUCUUACCGGUCCGCGCAUCAACCGUUGUUUAUCUCAGAAUAUACAGAGCUUGAUUUCCUUCUUUGUUUAACUGGAAAUCAAAUAAGUCAUGUUAGAAUAAUGUAUUACAAAAUCAUGCGUUCCUUGUUAAAAGGAAGAUGUAACUAAUACGCCUUGGAAAAAUAUUGAACAGAACAUAAUAAUUUUUAAUAUGGUGAAAUUACUUUAAUAACCAAUAGUUUUUGACUUGAUAAUCAUGACAUAUUCCUUUCAAAGCUACUGUCAAACCUGUGCUAAAGACACUUAUGAAAACAGAGACAACCUGACCUUAAAAACUGCUAGUUUUGUUUCUUAUUCUAACAUUUACACUGUAUAUUAACUUGAGAAUAAAGACCUCUGCAAAUAAAGACCACUUUUUGUCU
Messenger RNA from Mercenaria mercenaria, 4453 nucleotides. Its product is annotated as serine/threonine-protein phosphatase 6 regulatory ankyrin repeat subunit A-like. The transcript has a single exon. Gene Ontology annotation, molecular function: protein binding. The coding region runs from base 256 to 2532 and encodes 758 amino acids. The record is from RefSeq and is a predicted model, not a curated record. Lineage: Eukaryota; Metazoa; Mollusca; Bivalvia; Venerida; Veneridae.